GAACUUCCUUCAAGGUGGCUCCUCCUAAGUUAUGGGUCGUUUCUUUCUCCCGACCGCGACAUAUCAAGGAUUGACAAUCACUACGCAAAUUAACAACAAGAAAAUUAUGAGUUAGACACCAAUUAAUCGCAUCACAAAGAGCUUAUUAUGAGUUAGACACCAAUAAAUCGCAUCAGAAAAAACUAAAAGCUCGAUAAUGAAAAUGUCAUUCCAUAUGAAGCCAAGACCAAAACUAAAAAGUACCUUCAAAACUGACGAAACCUAUACUACCAUCCAUCAUGAUUGACCGCAGCUAGGGAUGGCAACAAAACCCGAACCCACGAGUACUCACCCGACCCAAUCCGGUCAACGCGAGUAAAAUCCGUGUUGACGGAUUUUGGGUCGGUUUUGGGUUUAAACCCGUUCACUAUUCAUUGGGUUGGGUUGGGUUUGGGUUUAGGUAAACCCGACCCAUGGGUACCAGCCCACACCCAUAUAAUUCAUUUUCUCGGUAUAUUUAAUAUUCAAAACAACUAGUCUUAUUUAUGUAGAAUGAAGUUGAUGUUAUCGAGUGGAGAGUGAAUAAAAAAUUAAUUGAAAGGAAGAAGUUUUUUAAUCAUGUUAUUUAUGGAUAAUUUGUGAUUUGCUUCAAUUUUCUUGAGUUUUCUAGAUUGGUGUUGAACAAUUUGUAUAAUUAAUUUGUGAUUUGCUUGAAUUUCUAGAAUGGUGUUUUAUAUAUGGAUAAUUUGUAUUGAGAGAUUAAUAUUUGACUUUAAUUUUGAUAAGAACUUGUUAUUGUAAAUUUUUUACGACAAAAACCCGUGGGUACUCAUGAACCCGCGGAUACCCAGCGGGUUGGGUUUGAAUUUUUCAAAUCCGGUGGGUUUUAGCCCGGAUUUUUUUCAUGAAUAAACCCAUGGGUUUGGUUUUGGGUUUGGCAAAACCCUACCCGACCCGACCCAUUGCCAUCCUAACCGCAGCUCAUGUUACCCAACAAACAAUUGGGCUUCUUUGUUUGACAGCCCAACCCAUCAAUAGAAGCGGCCCAGAAACUUUUAAAGCAAAACACGAAAAAUGGCAACCCUCUUUUCAGUUUUCACUUUUCACCAACAAAGUAAAAUUACAGAUUUCGAUCAGUAAAAAAUUAGGGAUUUAUCUUCCUUCCUUCUAUUUGCCUACUUCCAUGUCGGCCGAUAACAGCACCUCCUCCGCUUCCGGUCGGCUGCCAAGCUCACGUUUUGUGCCUUGCAGCUCCGGGAAACGAUGCCGGAUCCCUUCGACAGAGCCAAACGCUCCUCCGAAGAUCCGUACGCUCGGGGACGAUCUCCUCGUCGAAAUUCUGACUCGCCUACCGAACCCUAGAUACUCCUGCCGAUGCAAAGCCGUCUGCAAGGGAUGGAGGUCCCUCAUCUCCAGUCCCCGCUUCAACCGCCGUUUCAUUUCUCACCACCGGAGCAGGAACCAACAACCUCCCCUGCUUCUCAGCUCAGACGACUCCCAAUCGAUCAUCGAGAGCUUUCUACCACGCAUGAGUUUUGUUGCCCAAAUCAGUUUCUUGGUUCUGGAUUCCUACAAGGACUUGGUUUUGUGCGGGUUUUACAGUAACAACAGUAGCGAUUGGUACAGAUUGUACUUCAUCUGCAAUCCGUUCACGAAGCAAUGGGCCGCACUUCCUUUAGCGCCUGAAUUGGCAGCUAAUUGUCGUCCAGUGUGUACAAGGUUAGUCUGUGAAUCCCGCAUUUCUAAUAAUCUCGAUCUAGGAGAUGACCAAGUCUUUGUUUAUUCUUCGGAGUAUCGGUUCCGCGUGGUGUUUGUGUACAAAGAAGACCCAUUCUCCUUAAAACUGAACGUGUUUUGUUCGGAGUCUCGGGAAUGGACGAAGGAAGCUCUUGUUAUCGAUGAUAGAUUUGGACGCUCGUCAAACGACAUGCUUUCUUGCAACGGGGAGUUGUUUUGGCUUGAUCUUGUCCAGGAUCCAGGUCCUAUCCCUUUGUUGAAGCUUGUAGUUUUUGCUUUCGAUCCUUUCCGUCCCGAUAUACCUCCCUCUGCCAUUGAUGCUCCAUCAGGUGGUGUGAAACUGGACCUGCAUAUGUCCGUCUCACAAGGUGCUAUGCACAUAUUCUUACGGGAAAAGAAUCCUGAACUGGGUCUUUCACCAUUUGCCUUGACUGUUUGGAGGCUGGAAGAAGACCGCAAAACUUGGAGGAAACUAUGUGCAGGGUUGGUGAAGGGAUCAAGGUCACAUGAAAAUGAUUCUUGUGGUCCACCUACCCUCCAUCCAGGGAAGCCGGAAGUUGUCUUCUUCACUCGUUGCUGCAAUAGUUCCUAUCCUCCCCAAUUCCCCCCACCCCGUAAGAUGAAGACGCACGAUGUGCUGUCCUGCAAUUUGAAGACGGGUGGAGAGCUGGAGUUGUUUGCUGGUGUUCACAAUUACCCAGGAUUUUGGAGACUUUUCCAGGCUGAGUUCUCCUGCUGGCCGACUUCAAUACCAAAGUACGAGGAAUUGCGAGUUGCAUAUGAUGGAAGCCGCAGCUGCUGGGCUCAGAACGAUAACAAGCCAGUAACACCUCCCUGAAUAGCUGGUAAUUGCUUCCGAUUGUCAGUCCCUGCUAGGGUUAGUUAUGCACUGGUGGAAAUGAAAGUGACUGGGCAUGCAUUAGUAAUAAUAAUGAGAGAGUAGGAAAGUAAGGGGAAAUUUUUCCUUAUUCCCCUUGCAGGAUUAUAGGAGACAUAUCGAGCCUGCUCACUAAAUAACUGUUUCCUCGCACUUAAACAUAUUAAGCAGCUCACUGAUGCGUUGCUUCUAUCUAAUUGCUCGAGAAUUUUGUUCUGUUUUGCAACCUCUUUGGUCUUUUACUAUAAACUUGUCCUGAAUGUAGUUAGCCAUGUCUAGAUAGCCACAUAGAGAGACGUCGUAAUGUAUUCUUAUUUCAUUUUGUUUGAAAUGAGAUUUUCCGACUGUUUAAUCCGUAUGUUUCACUGCAAUCGAUCAUUGCAUCUGCAAUGAAAAUCUGGCACUGGAAUGCACGCUGACAAAUUCAUGGCUUGUGUAUUGAAAGUGGAACGCACUUGUGGCGACGGCAAAUUAAGCAGGUAGUAGUCAUUUGUUGGGUCUGUUGUGUGAUAUGAUAAAUUGAUAUGUAGGGUUUCCUGCAUUACACGCCUGCUGUAGCCUCAGGGAUUAAAGCUGCAGAUGAUGAACUUUGAUUGAUGGCCAGCCUGAUCAUAAGGAUUUGCUUCUUGUUCUUUGAUACAAGCCCUCCAUGUUUUGCCUUAAUGCUCCCUUACCUGCACCUCAGAUACUGUCGUGCUAAGUCGAUAACUUUGUCGAAUUAUAUGUACAGAUCUAGACUACUCGACCUCUGCCCGAGAUUCUACGAUUCUUGGUAACUAAUUUUGGAACUUCACUUGCUUUAUUGAGUGAAUCAUGUAUACUUGUCCAAAUGUAUAAUCGUGAUUCCGUCUUGAUUCUUGAGGCAUGGCUAUUAUGUAGUGUCCUUUGGUAUUUCGUUUUGGAAGGCCAUUGUAUCGUCAUUUCGACGUAAAAAUAAGUGGAAGAUUAAGCAAUGAACUUUUGGGGAAAACUCAUUCUCAACUUUUUAGUUUGGACGUGAAUUGGACACGGAUCAAUGGAUACCCAAAAGAAGAAAAUGAUAUUUGCUACGCCGCUCUUUCUCGAUCUCGCUCAAAACGAAGCACACGAAGACUCUGUCCAAAAUCAUUGAAAGUGCAUUUGGGUCUAACCCAAUAUCCAUAUGAGUCGUGACAAUUGGGUCAAAUUAUCUAACCGACGUCUCAUUGUCGGACAUUUCUUUCAUUCUUGUAAUAUUGCAUCUUCAAUAAUUCCUUCCACUUUUA
This is a messenger RNA of Linum trigynum, 3837 nucleotides long. NCBI's taxonomy places the organism in Eukaryota, Viridiplantae, Streptophyta, Magnoliopsida, Malpighiales, Linaceae. The record is from the annotation of a GenBank genome assembly.